Molecule: messenger RNA, 1854 nt
Organism: Yamadazyma tenuis ATCC 10573
Lineage: Eukaryota; Fungi; Ascomycota; Pichiomycetes; Serinales; Debaryomycetaceae
Source: RefSeq, a predicted model, not a curated record
AUGUCUCGUCAUACAAGGAUUCAUAUAGGGAACAUCUCACCCAAGCUUGCAGAGUCUCCCGAUAAUCUUACCAAGAGACUCUCCAAGUUCGGUGACGUUGUUUCGCCGUUGGAAUUGCAUUCCAAACCGUUGAAUGAUCAUUACUAUGGGUUCAUCACUCUAGACAUAGCUCCCAAAAACUUGCACACACUUUUGACAUCUCUCAAUAACGUAUUGUUCAUGGGGAUGAAGUUGAACGUCAACACUGCCAAACCCAGUUUCCAAGACCAAUGGAAGAAAGACAGUGAGAGACAGGUUCCGUUUGCAUCAAAGGAUAAGGUACAAGCACAAAGACAAACCAGGAUAUCAGAGUAUACUUGUAAUUACCACAAAAAUCCCGUCACCAACACCUUGACCACAAUGUGUCCCAGCACAGGCUACUCUGUAUCUGCACACGUAUUUAUGGAUAAGGCUGCCAAUACCAAAAACUCCUCACCUUCACUCACUUUGGUAGGAUCCAAGUCGUAUGGAUCUUUGACCCGACCUACCAAGUUUUACGAACAACGGCACGCCAUGAUCGCGGGGGGAGGCGAGGUGAUCAGAGGAAGAAUACGGAAAACUCCCCGGACGAAAGAGAAGGCUAAGGCCCAAUCGUUGAGGAUCUUGAUUAACGGGAACUUGAAGCUGAUUAAGGCCUACAAGACCAAGUUAUGGGGGUACGAAAAACACAAAACCGCAAGUGACUUGACGUGGUACUAUGACAACGGAGUAUGGAAGGGUGGAGACGACCAUGUUAUUGAGCGUGUGGACUUUAAGUGUGGAAUAAAUGGAGCUCAGGCUAUGGACUAUGGAAAGCAGUUAGACAUGGCACCAGAACCAUCCGAUGGGUCUCAGACAGCCAGUGAAAAUCAGGAGAAGCAGAAGGCUUUGUCGGUAUUGGCCAGCAUGUUUGUUCACCAUGAUUUUGAUAAACCGACCGAGUUGGAAGAUGAUGAAGAGGAAGUGGUGGUGGACAGUAAAGGAAGGAAGAAAGCUGUGAGAUUCGACUAUGAAACAGAAGGGACUGUCUUGAAUGUGGAGCAUUCAGACUCAGAUAAAGAAGACACGUUGUAUGUGGCGGAUAUAAUUGAAGAGUUCAAGAGCCAAGCGCAAAUACCGCUGCCAGAGGUUUAUUAUGAUGAAAGUGACGAGGGAAAUGAGUUGGACUUUGAUACGUUGGGACGGCAGUAUAGUACUGAGAAUAUGGCUCACCAGUAUUUGGAGUCUCACAAGGAGAAGGAAGAUAUUGAAGACGAAGAUAAAGAUGACGAUGAAGCUCACAAGGAUGACUCUUCAGAGGAAGAGUUCAUACCAACAUUCGGGUCUGCUCCCCCCAAGAGCAAUACAGAAGCGUUGAGAAGCUUGCUCAACCCUCAAGAAUCAUCUGGUUUCAGCCUUGGCCUCGCCCAAGACGACAUCGAUACCUCCAAACAAGUUGAUGUAGCCGAGCAGCAGCAAGUAUUGAAGCUGAUCAAGUCGAAACAAAAAGAACACCAUCAACAACAAGACGAGGUGAGUGAACCAACCAGUUCAAGAUUUGGACUCUUCUGGAUGCACACAGAAUCGCCCUUCUUACAAACCCAAACUCAGCUCAGCAAAUUGGGGUACGUUUCUGAAAAGGUCAAAUUGCCUGGCGAAGACGACGAACAAAUUGGCAGCACUAACCCUGAGGAAGAAACUCCCUAUGAAAAAUGGUUUUGGAAUACGAGAGGAGAAGUAUCGAGAGAGUGCAAGAGAAGAAAGAGAGACGUCUUGAGAGUGUUGAAGAAGAAGUCGGGUAAGAAUUUUGUAGUUUAGCAUAUAAUAGAACUAGCAUUUAGCAUCCACAAACCAACU